CCCACCCAAAAAAGAAGAAAAAAACCAAGAUCAUCAUCUCCUGUUCUCUCUCAAGAACGUUAGGAACGACGAUUGGCGGAUCCAUUCAUCGAUAUUGCCUUCACUUCACGGUUGUGAUCGUCAAUGGCUUCUACUGAAGGUCUUGUUCCAAUAACCAGGGCGUUUUUGGCUUCUUACUAUGACAAGUAUCCUUUUUCCCUUCUACCCAAUAAAGUCUCUCGUCUUACAUCUGAACUUCGCUCUUUAGCUGAUGAUUUAUGCUUGCAAGAAUUUUUGCCUCUUGAUGAAGAGGAAAGUUUGUUGGCAAUUGAAGCUAAAGUGCAGGCUCCACGUAAGACUGAUGAAAACUUUUGGAAGAACAGAGAGCAAAUUGAAGAAAUUAUAUUCUUGUUAGAAAAAUCUAAUUGGCCUGAUCUGGUUAGAAAGCAAGGUAGUGCAGAAGAAGUUGAGUUUGCUGGUCUGUUUGGAAGAUGGAAAGAAAAGUUUCAGAAGACUUUAAACACAUUGCAGUUCUUCCAAUCUCGAAAUUCUGAAUCUGUAUUCAAUACUGUUAUGACCUACAUGCCCCAGGAUUUUCGAGGUACUUUGAUUAAACAGCAGAGAGAGCGGUCUGAGAGGAAUAAGCAAGGUGAAGUUGAUGCCUUGGUUAAUUCUGGUGGUAGUAUUCGCGAACGUUAUGCAUUGCUUUGGAAACAACAAAUGGAGAGGAGGCAACAAUUAGCUCAACUUGGUUCUGCCACUGGUGUCUAUAAAACCCUUGUGAAGUAUCUAGUUGGAGUGCCACAGGUGUUACUUGACUUUAUUCGACAAAUAAACGAUGAUGAAGGGCCUAUGGAAGAGCAGAGGCAGCGUUAUGGACCUCCUCUUUACAGCCUUACAAAGAUGGUGAUCAAUAUUCGAUUUCUUCUUGCUCUGUCAUGGCGUCGAUUUGAAGCUAGAAAAUUACAGAGACAGCAAAUAACUGUUCUGGAAGAAGCAAUUGAAGUGUAUACCACUGAGUUUGAAAGAUUUGUAGAAUUUCUUGGUGAGGUCUUUGCCAAUUCCCCAUUCUUUAUAACAGCAGAAUCUGCUGGAGCAAUGGGAGGAGAGAAGAACACUGAAUAUAAAGAAAUAAGUGUUGCAGCAAGAAGAACAUAUGAGGUUUCUUUGAUGGUGGAAACUGUAAAGUCUUACAUUACUUGGGAUUUCUCUUUGGUACCGGGAAAAAUCAACUUAGAUAUAGGAUUCAGCUUGGAGUACAUAGAUUCUUCAGGACAGAAGAUGGUGAUCUUGCCAUAUAAACGCUGCGAAUCCGACAAGGGAAAAUUCUGCACAUGUAUGGCUGGAAACUAUAAACUCGUAUGGGACAACUCUUACUCAACUUUCUUUAAAAAGGUUUUACGCGUCAAAGUGGACUGUAUACUCCCAGUUUCGGAUUCGGUUUCUUCAGAAGCAACAGAAUCACUAUAGUGGUUAUAUAUAUUUACUAUUAAGAUGUCUAAUUGAUUUCUCAGAUUCAAAGUGGAAUUAAAUGAUGUAUUAUAAAUCUAUAUGCAUUCUAAAAUGUGAUGUUUUCUCCUAUUCUUUGUUCAUUUUGUUUUUAGCUUUUAGUUUGGACUUGUAGUGGGUGCUCAGAUUUUUUUCUAAUGAAUUUGUGUUUGAAUGUACUUAUUAAUAGGAUAAUGAUAUU
Messenger RNA from Impatiens glandulifera, 1669 nucleotides. RefSeq lists its product as uncharacterized. The record is from RefSeq and is a predicted model, not a curated record. The transcript is spliced from 16 exons. NCBI's taxonomy places the organism in Eukaryota, Viridiplantae, Streptophyta, Magnoliopsida, Ericales, Balsaminaceae. Bases 124 to 1449 code for a protein of 441 amino acids.